AGGUAAUCGUCAUCAGUAGAAGCCUAGUAGCUAGCCCUGGACCUUUUCGACUUUGUACAAACUUUCAGCUUUCUUUCAAACCCCAACCUCCAACCAUCUCAAAACACAAACAUUUCACCACUGGCUUUAAUACCGACAAACGAACACUCGCCUGCCGUUGAAAUCUCGACGCUGGGCAUUGCAACUUAUUCCCCAGUGCACGAAACCCCGCUCUCGAGAACUCAGGGUAUUCCGACAUUUCCAAAGUCGUCUUGAGCACACUGCUCUUUCGUAGACAAGAUGUCUGCCGAUCCAUCACAGGACCCUCCCAAGAAGAAGGUCAACUUGGCCGAUGUAUCUGGUGCCGAUGUCAAGGAGGAAUCGGAUGUAGCAACCGCAAUUUUGAAGAAGAAGAAGAAGCCCAACCAGUUGAUGGUUGCCGAUGCCACAAAUGAUGACAACUCCAUCAUCGCACUCUCCAACAGCACCAUGGAGGCCCUACAGCUCUUCCGUGGUGACACCGUCCUUGUGCGGGGAAAGAAGAGAAAGGACACAGUCCUGAUCGUCCUAGCUGAUGAUGAGCUUGAUGAUGGAAGCGCGCGACUCAACCGUGUGGUGCGUCACAACCUCAGGGUCAAGCAUGGAGAUGUUGUCACUAUUCAUCCCUGCCCUGACAUCAAAUACGCCAAACGAAUUGCCGUCCUGCCGAUUGCCGACACCGUAGAAGGCUUGACGGGCUCCCUAUUCGAUGUCUUCCUUGCACCCUAUUUCCGGGAGGCUUACCGCCCAGUCCGCCAAGGCGACAUUUUCCUGGUUCGUGGUGGCAUGCGUCAAGUCGAGUUCAAGGUUGUUGAGGUCGACCCUCCGGAGUACGGUAUCGUAGCCCAAGACACGGUCAUCCACUGCGAGGGCGAGCCUAUUCAGCGUGAUGAGGAGGAGAACAACCUCAACGAGGUUGGCUACGACGACAUUGGUGGCUGCAGGAAGCAGAUGGCCCAGAUCCGCGAGAUGGUGGAGCUUCCUCUGCGUCACCCUCAGCUAUUCAAGUCGAUCGGAAUUAAGCCCCCACGUGGUGUCCUCCUUUAUGGACCUCCUGGAACCGGAAAGACGCUCAUGGCUCGCGCUGUCGCAAACGAGACCGGUGCUUUCUUCUUCCUUAUCAACGGUCCCGAGAUCAUGUCAAAGAUGGCCGGAGAGUCCGAGUCCAACCUGCGCAAAGCCUUCGAGGAGGCUGAGAAGAACUCACCCGCGAUCAUAUUCAUCGAUGAGAUCGACUCCAUUGCACCAAAACGUGAGAAGACAAACGGCGAGGUUGAGCGACGUGUCGUUUCACAGCUCUUGACCCUCAUGGACGGCAUGAAGGCGCGCUCCAACGUUGUGGUCAUGGCCGCAACCAACAGGCCCAACUCUAUCGACCCCGCUCUGCGCCGCUUUGGACGUUUCGAUCGUGAGGUUGACAUUGGCAUUCCGGACCCCACCGGUCGUUUGGAGAUCCUUCAAAUCCACACCAAGAACAUGAAGCUUGGAGAUGAUGUGGACUUGGAGCAAAUCGCUGCUGAGACGCACGGUUACGUCGGUUCUGAUGUUGCGGCCCUUUGCUCGGAGGCGGCCAUGCAACAGAUCCGCGAGAAGAUGGAUCUCAUCGACCUUGACGAGGACACCAUUGAUGCUGAGGUCCUUGACUCUCUAGGUGUCACCAUGGAGAACUUCCGCUUCGCCCUCGGCGUUUCCAACCCUUCGGCUCUGCGCGAAGUUGCAGUUGUCGAGGUGCCCAACGUUCGCUGGGAGGAUAUUGGUGGUCUGGACGAGGUCAAGCAGGACCUCAGGGAGCAGGUUCAGUACCCAGUCGACCACCCAGAGAAGUUCCUCAAGUUUGGUCUCUCACCAUCGCGUGGUGUGCUUUUCUACGGUCCUCCGGGUACCGGAAAGACCAUGUUGGCCAAGGCUGUUGCCAACGAGUGUGCGGCCAACUUUAUCUCUGUCAAGGGUCCAGAGUUGCUCAGCAUGUGGUUUGGAGAGUCGGAAAGCAACAUUCGUGACAUCUUCGACAAGGCACGCGCUGCGGCACCUUGCAUCGUCUUCCUGGACGAGCUUGACUCGAUCGCCAAGGCCCGUGGAGGCUCUGUGGGUGAUGCCGGCGGUGCCUCGGACCGUGUCGUGAACCAGCUGCUGACGGAGAUGGACGGUAUGACUUCCAAGAAGAACGUGUUCGUUAUUGGAGCGACCAAUCGUCCCGAGCAAUUGGAUCCCGCCCUUUGCCGUCCUGGUCGUCUUGACUCGCUUAUCUAUGUGCCGCUUCCUGACGAGCUGGGCCGCCUCAGCAUUCUCAAGGCCCAGCUGCGUAAGACACCCGUCUCAGACGACGUUGACCUGCAGUACAUUGCCAACAAGACGCACGGCUUCUCCGGUGCCGAUCUUGGGUUUAUCACUCAGCGUGCCGUCAAGAUCGCCAUCAAGGAGUCCAUUACUGCUGACAUCAACCGCACCAAGGCUCUUGAGGCUGCAGGCGAGGAUGUCCCCAUGGACGAGGAUGCCGAGGACCCUGUACCUGAGUUGACGAAGCGCCACUUCGAGGAGGCCAUGCAACAGGCUCGCAAGUCGGUCAGCGACGUCGAGAUCCGUCGCUACGAGGCUUUCGCCCAGCAGAUGAAGAAUGCUGGUCCAGGUGCUUUCUUCAAGUUCCCUGAGGGCGAGGGUGCACCGGCAGCCAGCGGCGGCGAGACGUUCAACGACGGUGGUAACGACGAUGGUCUGUACGACUAAGCUCUCAAUUCUCAUCUUCGACACACUAAAGCCUCUGUACACUACACCUUUGCUUCAUUCGACUGGGUUUUGACAUGACUGAGCCCGGCGUGGCCAGAGGACAACGGUUCGCACUGGGCUCGGCCGUUUCGAGAUUUUGUUGAGUUGGGCAAUGUUCAUUUGCGGUCUUAUACGCUGGUUUCAUGAUUUCUAGAACAAGUGCGAUGGAAUAGGUAGAUUGGCUGGAUUCGCACUUGGCUAGAGGAGGCCACAGUAUGGCCUUUGGGGAGUGAAUGAAAUAUUUUAAAGAACGAUUUCUAUUGGAGUUCUCAACUGCGAGGGUUUAGAUGGAUUAAUUUGCUUGGAAAGCCUCCGGGCUGCUCUAUCAUAAACGUGAAUGACCAAGUCUUCAACC
Messenger RNA from Pyricularia grisea, 3136 nucleotides. RefSeq lists its product as uncharacterized. Gene Ontology annotation, cellular component: VCP-NPL4-UFD1 AAA ATPase complex; nucleus; cytosol. Gene Ontology annotation, molecular function: polyubiquitin modification-dependent protein binding; ATP hydrolysis activity; ATP binding. The record is from RefSeq and is a predicted model, not a curated record. The coding region runs from base 280 to 2742 and encodes 820 amino acids. NCBI's taxonomy places the organism in Eukaryota, Fungi, Ascomycota, Sordariomycetes, Magnaporthales, Pyriculariaceae. The transcript has 6 exons. Gene Ontology annotation, biological process: retrograde protein transport, ER to cytosol; autophagosome maturation; mitotic spindle disassembly.